UAAAAUAUCAUUAUUUCAUAAAGAUAACAAUGUACGCUUUCCUUUGAUGUGAGACGACUGGAAUGAGUUUCGACACUGUUUUGCGCUUUCAUUUAUGCCGAGAGCCAAAAUCCCGCAGCGGUUACUUCCCCUAAUCAGUACACAAGACUGACGGAAAGGGCCGAGUAGUUGCGAUUGAAUUUCUUUAUCCGCAAACAUUUCAGUCGUCAUGAAUUCGUAAAGAAGCAUGUGACACGGUUAGGAAAAUGUAAUUUGUAAUUAAAUGUGCAAAGCUUGGAAGAAAGGGGCGGAGAAGGGCAGAGUCUAUACUCCAAAUAUCUGUGGCACAAAUAUGACUGAUAAACCGUUUGAAGAGUUGGGAGCAGUUGGGGGGCUUCAUGACAGUAAAGAAGAAACUUCGAGAAUAAAUACGAAUUUCAAGUGUGAACCUUGUCUCUUUGAAAACAUUGAAAAAGAAGCAAGUACUUUUUGUAUGGAUUGUUCCGAGCAUUUAUGUGCUAGUUGUGCUCGUGAACAUAGAAAGAAUAAACUGUCAAGGGAUCAUAAGUUGUUCGAAGGUGAGGAUAUUUCAGAUAAAUUUACAACAAUUGCGAUAAUGAAAAAGAUGAUGCAUUGCCCAGACCAUCCCGACACUGUUGUGAUGUAUAAAUGUGAAGAUCACGAAAAAUAUAUUUGCGUCACGUGUUUGGCAGAGUGUCACCGUAAAUGUAAUACGGUGAAUGAAAUCGCAAAAGCUAAAACCCCUGUAAAUGAGAACAUGAAUGCACGUGUAGAAAAGACAUUAUCUCAACUACAAGACACUGCAACAGCUUCAAAAAGAGAAUCAGAAGAGAAUAUAUCCACUUAUAAGGAUCAGCUGGCUAAAGUGCAAUUACAACAGCAAAGUCUUCUCAGCAGUAUUUAUGAAAAAUUGUCACAAGCAAAGGCCAAUCUUGAGUCCGAAACACUUAAUCUUGUUACAAAAGAAGUAAAUGAUCAUGAAAGGAAUUUAACGAAAUGUAAAGAAACAUGUGUCGAAGGACAAGAAUUUAGGAAGGUAUUUGAAUUUGUUAUGAAAUUUGGGAACUCUGUUGAGAGGAGUGUUAUCCCUAAUCUUAUAUUGAGCAGAGCGGAGGAUUUGUACGAAACAAUCAAAGCAGAAAAUAUGACAGAAAAGUCACUCAUUUUUGAAACAACACUUGACAUGGAAACAAUCGGAAAUAUUGCAAACGUAUCAAUGGUUUCCGCAUCUCUGAAUGAACAACAAGGAGCAAACACUGAUGUAAGUGUGUCCAGCGACGAAAUCCCUAGACCAGUUCAUACAUUAGAAGAAAAGGCAGAAUCAUCGGUGCAUUUAGGUCCAUCAAAAUGUAAUGCCACGACGCAAACCGAUGAAAUGGCUUUGCAGACUGGCAGUUUGGACACACGUGGCGGCUCCAGCAGUUCCAAUAUUACACAACAUCUUACUGAAAAUGUGAAAAUCCCCAGUUUGAUGAAAAGAAACAUAAAUCAGCUGGGAGUUUCUUAUAAAGUUCGAUGCCCAGGAGAUAAAGCACGUUGUAAAAUUUAUGCUUUAGAAAUUCUGCCUGACGAACGUUUAAUUAUGAUUGAUAAAGCAAACACGAAUCUAAAACUCUUUACAGAACAUUUUUCUCUAGUAUUUACAAAAGGUCUUCAUAAUGUGCCUUUCUACAUGUGUCAUGUAAAUGAUAAGACAGUCGCAGUUUCUUUUGAAAAGUCAAUCGAAACGUAUGAUAUUGAAACAUCUAAUGCUCACAAAGUAGGGCAUUUUCUGACAAAGACUGAUGUAUGUAGUCUUGCUAAAGUUGGAGAUGUCCAGGAAAUUGCUAUUCUAUUUGAGGAAAGCAAUAAACCUUUCAUUCAAAUUAGAAAUGCGAGAACGGGUCGCAUAUUUAAGACAGUCAAUUUUGAAAAUUCAUGUGGCGUCCCUUAUAAGUUUGGAGAGGACGGAUGUCUACGUUUGCUUUACAAGGGCGCUAUUGCAAUAAUUGUUUCAGAAUUUGAAAAGCUUCACUGUUACAAAAGUGCCAGCACUACUGGUUAUGCCGGUGAAAAUGAAAACGUUGUUCAGGAAUCUUGGUUCUAUAAAAGCCGUGAUGGGAGUUAUUUAAAAUUCAUAUCAUAUUUGACAGCAGACGACGAAGGUAAUAUUUAUGUGUGCGGGCGUGACUCUUACAAUGUACAUCAGAUUUCAAAAGAUGAUUACAGAAGAAACAGGAUAAUUAUUAGCAAUAUCAAAAAGCCCUUAUCGGUUGGUGUCAAUAGCAAAAGAGGUUAUGUGGUUAUUGGUUGUCAUGAAGAUGACUAUAUACAUGUAUAUAACUUUUGUUAGAUAGUUAAUUACUACAUGUUGUACUUUGAAUUAUAUUUUUCAAAUAGAACAAUAACCAUUUAGCAUUAACUUUAGCAAAAACUAGACUGUUGAUGAAUUUAGGGCUAUAUACACUGUUGGUGCGAUUUAUUUGUAGUGUUUGAGAACAGUGCAUAAUUUACAAUAUACCGGUACAUGUAUUAUGUAUUUUAGUUGAUUUGCGUUCUCCUUUUUAUGAAAUUUUUAUCGUUUUAUAUAAAAACAGUCAGU
This is a messenger RNA of Ruditapes philippinarum (Manila clam), 2581 nucleotides long. Its product is annotated as E3 ubiquitin-protein ligase TRIM56-like. The coding region runs from base 263 to 2332 and encodes 689 amino acids. The record is from RefSeq and is a predicted model, not a curated record. Gene Ontology annotation, cellular component: nucleoplasm; chromatin. The transcript is spliced from 2 exons. Gene Ontology annotation, molecular function: ubiquitin-protein transferase activity; zinc ion binding. Gene Ontology annotation, biological process: positive regulation of DNA-templated transcription. Lineage: Eukaryota; Metazoa; Mollusca; Bivalvia; Venerida; Veneridae.